UUAAAAUGAACAUUUUCAAGCAGCUGAAGUGCGACAUGCUUCGCUGUCAGAGUCCAGUGAAGUACUACGUGGUCUACUCCAGCGAAUACAUCUGCGGAGAGUGCAAAGAGAUCACCUACUCAGACCAUGAAGUCAAACCCCUUGCUGUUCCACAAGAAAUCAACUGUUCUUUGCAGAUAGUUGAAUGAAACAUAGAAACAAUAGAAUUGCUACUCGUACAUAAGCCCACCCUCCAGUAUAAGUGGGAACAUUUGAUGGAAUCUUUCAAAGACUUCAAGGUCAGAGCUACUGAGUUAAGAGAAGCCUUUCAAAAUCUCAUUACCAAAAAAUUUUGGUCAAAAAUGGAAGACAUCAAGCCUCAGAUCGAGCAACUCAAACAAGAAUGGAAGCAAAGCCCAAUACUUACUGAAAUGCUUCUGUUUAAGAACUCUGAAAGCAUCAGACUUAGAGUCAAAGGAAUUGAUGAACAAGACUCAGCUCUAAACCAGAACAUCUGCCUCAAGGCAACUUUAGAUGAAGUUAGAAGAGAGAGACUCCAGGUUGAAACAGAUCUCAACACCAAGAUCGAAAGACUAUCCAAGCAUAAUUCUGAAAUUAACAGUCAAAGGGAUCAACUACAAGAAGAAUUGGACUCCACCAAGCACAGAGCUGAACAGCUGGAAACACAGAAAAUCCAGUUGACUACUGAGCUUUGCAAAGCUGAAACACAAACAGAAGAAAAGCAAGCUCGAAUUGAAGAUAUGAAGACCAAUUAUGCUGCUUUGAAGACUAACUACGAAGAUUUGAAGACUGAAAUUUCAAAUAAAAUUGAUGAGCUUAAUGAAUCCCAAUCUCACGCAAACAAAAACAUUCAGAAAUCAUACAAAAGGAUUGAAGAGCAGGAUUCAGAUUUUCACCAAAUUGUUUUUGAAAAUCUUGAAAAUAUGGGGAUGGAUCUUGACUGGAUCAAGGUCACUCAAACCACUAACCAAAAAGAGAGUUUAGAGAAAUUAGAAGAAAUUUUUGAAGAUGAUAAUGAUUCUGAAAGCUCAGAAGAAUCAGAAGGAAUAAAACAAAAAUUAGAAUCCAUAAAAGAGGCAAUAACAAAAGGAAAUUCUCACUUAACCAGAAUGCUUACUAAAGCGUAUGUUCAGACUUACCCUUCUCUCAAAGAAUUCACAAAUCCCGAGUCCAUCGAAUUCUUAGAAAAAAUAGCUUCUCAUGAUCAAAUUUGGAUUGAAUUUGGUCCGAAUGGGGACCAGAAAGUGUUUAAGGCGAUGGACAAAAGAUUUGUUUCCCAUUUAAAGGAGAUAGAAUUGUUUUUUAUUGAUGAAAUUGAAGUUGACGCUGUCACCAACUUCCUCCAAAACUGCAUCCCAGAUUAUCUCGAAGGACUCACACUCUGGGGAAGCGAUGACUCUACUUCAAUAACUCCUUACCUUGAUUCCAUUUUAAACCUCAAGGAAAAAAUUUGGUGGGAAAUAAACUUUAACUGCUUCACAAUUACAGCCAAAGAGAAAAAACUAAUUGAUGAAACCUUUGGAUGGAUUGAAGUAAGAUAUGGAAUGUGUAAUCGAAGAUUGAUUAUGUUUAGUUGUGAAAUUUGUUGAUGAGGAUUUGAAAUCAAAAAAAUUAUUGCAAGGUAAUGUUUUUUUAAAUUGGGAUAAACAGAUUUUAAUGAAUGAAGAUGUUGAAUCUUGAGAUUUAGAUGAAAGUUCAGAUUCUGAUUUAAAAGAUUCAGAAACAAUGAUUUAAUUUGAAAAACUCAAU
Messenger RNA from Moneuplotes crassus, 1749 nucleotides. Lineage: Eukaryota; Ciliophora; Spirotrichea; Euplotida; Euplotidae. The record is from the annotation of a GenBank genome assembly.